AAAGUUUCUGUCGGGUCACUGCAGUCUGCAGUACACCCAUUUUCCCUGUGUGGAGCGCAGCGCCAAAGGAAGCUGGUCCCAGCAGGCCUUCCGGGUCCCAGCAGGCCUUCCGGGUCCCAGCAGGCCUUGCCGCAUGAUUCAGCUUUUCUCUGUGGUGUGUCGCGGAGUCGCUCGUCCGGUUUGGUGUGGCGAGGGGGACCUGCUUCACUCUUUGUGAGAACAAGGGAGUGAGGGAGGAAGGAGGCCGAGGAGGAGGCCAGGACUGAGCAAGGACUAAAGUAAGACUGACAGGGCAGGGAGGGACGGACUGGUUGGCGGCCGCAGGCGAGGCAACACCCGUGAGGCAGCUGCUUGACUAGGCCACAGCCGCCAUGGCGGUGAAUUUUGGAGACCACACUAGCGGGUUCCGCCACAGUGAUGUGAUCAGGUUUAUCAACAAUGAAGUCCUCAGGGAUGGCAGCGGCCCAGCCUUUUUCGUGGCCUUCCGCUCGCGGCCGUGGAACGAGGUAGAGGACGGGCUUCGGGCCAUUGUUGCCGACCCGAAAGUGCCGCGGUCCGUUAAGAGGGCCUGCACCUGGAGCGCGUUGGCUUUGAGUGUGGGAGUGGCCGCGGGGCAGCAGGAGCAGCUGCUGUACCAGGUUCAGCGGCUGCAAGGGCAUGUGGAGGAGCGCCAGGCGGCCUCCUGGGCUCUGACCUCCCAGCUGGAGCGGCUGCGCCUGGAGUGUGAACAGGCGACAACGCAGCUGCACUUCACGCAGUCCGCUCUGCAGCAGGCGCUGAAUGAGCGUGAUGGGCUGUACCAGAGGCUGCUCCAGGUUGAGAGGUUUCCCCAGGCUGCUCCACUGGCCCAUGAAAUAACUGCUGGGCCGCAAACAGAGCAGCAUGGGGCUGCGGCAUGGCCCUUGGCUACAGAGCAGCAGAGAGUGAUGGUGGCUAUGGGGCUACAUGCUAAUGCCCAGAUGCCAACCCUGACAGAUGUUCUUCCUAUGCCAGAACCCCUGAGUCCCUGGGCCAAGGCCAUGCAGCCUCUUCAGCUAGUGCCAGUGCCAAAUCCAUGUCCGUGCCCACCACCAAUUUCAAUGGAAGCCCCAUUCUUGCCAGCUCUACCAUCUGCUGCAGACAUGGGAGCAGAAGCAGCAGCAGUCCCACUUCAGAUGCCUCAUGCUGGGAUCCACCCACCUUGCCAGUGGGCUGCAGUGGACUUCCAGGAGGAGGUGGCCCCUCUGUGGUACCAGAGAAGCUGCAUCCAGGGAGAAGGUUCUGAGAUCCUACAGGGGUCAUUCCCUUUAGGAGACAGCAGAAGCCACAGCCAGGGAGAAGAUUCAGAGAGGUCCCAAGGAAUACCCGUCCCUGGAGACGGUGGGUGCCAAAACCAAGAAGAAGAUUCAGAGAGGCCCCAGGGGACAGCCCCACUGUGGAGCCACAGAAGCCACUUGCAGGAAAAAGGCACAGAAAGACCCCAGGGGCCCAGAGAGACACAAAAUCAGAAAGAAGGUCCAAAGAGGGCCCAGUGGAGGCCCAUCCUGGGGUUUAGAAGGAGCCACAAACCAGAAGGUCCAGAGAGGCCUGAGGAGACUGUCCCCAAAGGAGACAGCAGAAGCUACAGCCAGCAAGGAAGUUCAGAGAGGGCCCAGGGGAUGGCCACCCUGGUGUUUAUCAAAAGACGCAAACCAGAAGGUCAAAAGAAGCCCCAGGGGACUGUCCCCCUGGGGGGCAGCAAAAGUCAUAUCAAGGAAGAAGGUCCAGAGACGUCCCAGGGGACUGUCCCCCAGGGAGACAGCAGAAGCUACAACCAGGACAGAAACCCAGAGGGGGCCCAGGCGAUGGCCACCCUGGUGUUCAGCAGGAGCUGUAAACCAGAAGAAGGUCCAGAGACGCCCCAGGACACUCCCCUGGGGGACAGCAGGAGCCAUGGUGUCAGAGAAAGCCCAAAGAAGCAGCAGCCUCAGGGGCAGAAUGCCAAGCAACCAAAAGUGAAUAAAGUCUCAGGAUCCUGGCAACAGGAGAAGUGUGCCUCAUUGCCAAUUCCAGCAAAUUGGAAAUGCCCAUGUAAAGCCGUGAAUUUUUCAUGGCGUCUGGCCUGCUAUAAAUGCAAGAACGCCCGUGUGCCAUUUGAGAGUGGAGGACAAACUCACUGAUUUCAGAACGGUGGUAAGAUUCUGGAUGGCUGAUGCUGAUUGGUUAACACCCUGGAGAAGCUGAAGUCAUGAAGUCUUUUCUUUUCCUUUUUGUUUCACUCCUUUUCCUGAAAAUGCCCUGUACGUGGCUGGGAAUAGUUGUGUGAUUUUAGAGUUAGAAGCUAUGUUGAAUUUUAGGAACGGUACUUUUCUUUGAAAAUGCUAUUAUUCCUUUGGAAAGAAAUUUUGGAAACACCACUUUUCCUUGAAAAUGCUGUUUUUCCUUUGGAAACUACUGCAGUGUUCAUGUUUUCUUCAUUUUGCUUCAUUGGUUUUAUAGGUGAGGUCCUAUUUUUGUAUCUCAUCCCCACCAAACUUGCUUGUUGCUGAAGAAGCUGAACCUGUCCCAAAGUGCUGGGAUUACAGGCAUGAGCCACCACGCCCAGUCCCCAAUUUUUUUUUUAAGAAAAGAGAAAGAAUUUUUAAAACUUUCCCACUCUUUGAGGAUUGAUUUUGUUUUGGGAAACUCCCUCGAUGCUUACCCAGAUCAUUUAUAAUGCUGCCUUUGCCUUUACUUCCUUGUUUGUGGGGAACCUGAAAGUCAGCAACAAGUAGAGUUAUAGUGUCUUUUCAGGCCUUUUCUGAGCAUGUCCAGUCUUGGGCAUGUACAAGGUUUUCUCAAUUCUCUGAUUUACAUUAAAGUUUUUUAAAACCCACAUAUGUCUUUUUCUCAGCCUCUUUCUUCCCAGGGUUUUUGGUCUGCCUAUUGCUUGUCCUGACUGCGAUCCCUUGUCCCAGGCUGCUACAGCCAACAGUUUUGCCUU
Molecule: messenger RNA, 2941 nt
Organism: Callithrix jacchus (white-tufted-ear marmoset)
Lineage: Eukaryota; Metazoa; Chordata; Mammalia; Primates; Cebidae
Product: testis-expressed protein 13D-like
Molecular function (GO): mRNA binding
Source: RefSeq, a predicted model, not a curated record